AUGGUGAGCCCUCUGGCGCGCUGCUCGCUCUGCCAAGCCUCGUACAGCAGCGGCAGCGUGGGGCUGGCAUUCGGCCUGGUGGUUGCAGCGGGCGCGUGCACCUGCCUCGGCGCGUCCCUUGUGUUCUGCUCGUCGCUCGCCAACCACCGCCUGCUGUCCGGCGCGCUCGGCGUGUCGGCCGGCGUGAUGACGUACGUCUCCUUUGUCGAGAUCUUCUGCGUGAAAGCGGUUGGCGCCUUUGCCGACGCCGGCUUCUCCGACAACGAGGCCUGGCGCUACUCCACCCUGUGCUUCUUUGGUGGCGCCGCGGCCACCUGGCUGCUCGGGCGGCUCGUGCACGCGCUGCUGCACGUGGCCGCGGCAGCGGCGGACCGCCGGGAGCGCCGCGUGCAGGCGGCGCGCCGGCAGGGCCCCGGGGACGUCGAAGCUGGCGGCGCACGCGCCGCCGCCGCCGCCGCCGCCGCCCCCGAGGCCUGCCCGCAGGCCGCCGCGGCUGCGACGGCGACUGCUGCGCCGGGCCCGCAGCCGGCCCCCGCCCGGGGCGCCGAGGAAGACGGCGCGUCUGCGGCGUCUGUGGUUUGCGAGGCGUGUGGCGGCGGCGCGCGGUGCCCCGAGGCGCCGCCGAUGGAGAUCCCAAAGGGCGAGAGUGCCGAGAUGAGGAGGGUCCUGGAGGCCGACCACCACACCUCCCUCGCGCGCACGGGGCUGCUCAGCGCGCUGGCUGUCGGCAUGCACAACGUCCCAGAGGGCCUCGCCACGUUUGUUGCCGCCCUCGCCAGCCCCAGCGCCGGCGCGGCGAUCGCCGUGGCGAUCGCGCUGCACAACAUCCCCGAGGGCGUGGUGGUCGCGAUGCCCAUCUACUACGCGACAGGGUCGAAGUGGAAGGGCUUCUUCUGGAGCUUUGUCAGCGGCGCCGCCGAGCCCAUCGGCGGCCUGAUCGGCUACGCGCUGAUCUCCGCCGGCGGCGGCGUCGGCAAUCCCCUAGCAUUUGCCGUGUCCUUUGGGUUUGUGGCGGGCGUCAUGGUGUACAUCGCAGUCAAGGAGCUGCUGCCCACGGCCCUCAGGUACGACCCCGAAGACACGUUUGCCACCUCCGGCUUUUUCGGCGGCGCGGCGGUGAUGGCAGCGAGCCUGCUGCUGUUCAAGGUCUAG
Messenger RNA from Monoraphidium neglectum, 1152 nucleotides. Its product is annotated as Zinc transporter zupT. The record is from RefSeq and is a predicted model, not a curated record. The transcript is spliced from 6 exons. Gene Ontology annotation, molecular function: zinc ion transmembrane transporter activity. Lineage: Eukaryota; Viridiplantae; Chlorophyta; Chlorophyceae; Sphaeropleales; Selenastraceae. The coding region runs from base 1 to 1152 and encodes 383 amino acids. Gene Ontology annotation, cellular component: membrane. Gene Ontology annotation, biological process: zinc ion transmembrane transport.